CCCAGUAACCCAAGUUUGCGGUCCUCUUCUGCGAGGCAGGAGGCAGAGCGCCAGUGAGCCAAUUAACAAUGAAUAGAGCCAUCCUCUCCAUCGCUAAAAGAGCUGCAACUACAGUUCAAAACUCUGCUUCAGCGGCACCCAAUAGUAAACUAUUUGUUGCAGGUUUGUCAUGGUCAGUUGAUGAGAAAUCCUUAAAAGAUGCUUUCUCUUCGUUCGGAGAUGUUACUGAAGUUAAGAUAACAUAUGAUAAAGACAGUGGCAGGUCAAGAGGCUUUGGGUUUGUUAGUUUCUCAAAAGUAGAUGAGGCUGUAUGUGCAAAAGAUGCCAUGGAUGGCAAGGCAUUGUUGGGUCGAUCAUUGAGAAUAAGCUUUGCACUUGAAAGGGUUCGUGGUGGACCAGUGAUUGUCCCUCGCCUUUCAGACAGUGGAGAUCACUAUAAUCGCAAUGGUUGAAAGUUGGAACUCCUUCGAAUUUGAGCAAUGAACUGUGUGUUGUAAUUGUAACAAUGGAGAUGAAUAAUGUAUUUUUUUCUUUUAUGGCAAAGUGAAAUUAUAUUCAUAAAAAAUUAUAGUAUCAUAUGAAAAUUGGAGAGACAGGAUCCUACUCCUUUAGAUCA
Manihot esculenta (cassava) is the source of this 616-nucleotide messenger RNA. Its product is annotated as glycine-rich RNA-binding protein 4, mitochondrial. Bases 69 to 452 code for a protein of 127 amino acids. Gene Ontology annotation, molecular function: RNA binding. The record is from RefSeq and is a predicted model, not a curated record. The transcript is spliced from 4 exons. NCBI's taxonomy places the organism in Eukaryota, Viridiplantae, Streptophyta, Magnoliopsida, Malpighiales, Euphorbiaceae.